Amyelois transitella is the source of this 1035-nucleotide messenger RNA. Its product is annotated as mitochondrial inner membrane protease subunit 2. Gene Ontology annotation, cellular component: membrane; mitochondrial inner membrane peptidase complex. Lineage: Eukaryota; Metazoa; Arthropoda; Insecta; Lepidoptera; Pyralidae. The record is from RefSeq and is a predicted model, not a curated record. Gene Ontology annotation, molecular function: serine-type endopeptidase activity. The transcript has a single exon. Bases 157 to 651 code for a protein of 164 amino acids. Gene Ontology annotation, biological process: mitochondrial respiratory chain complex assembly.
GUCAAUGUCAAAACAUGAAAAAUAUUUUAAAUUCCAAAAAUAAUACAUAAGAUUAGCCAUAAAAAAAUUGAAUAUAAAAUGCGUUAAAAAUACAGAUUAUUAUGUUGUGACCCUGGCAUUAAUUUGCUGCCACAAGAGUCACUUGCCGGCGUCUUGAUGUGGUUCAAAAGUCUGUUUAGAUCAGUCAUCGUUGGUCUGCCAAUCGGCGUAACCUUUCUAGACACCGUUGGUUAUGUAGCUAGAGUCGAAGGUGUUUCUAUGCAGCCAGUACUUAACCCUGGGUCACGGAAUACGGAUUAUGUGUUUCUAUCACGAUGGGCAGUCAGAGAGUAUGACAUAAAGCGGGGUGAUAUAAUUUCUCUUAUAUCACCCAAGGAUCCGAACCAGAAGAUAAUAAAACGCGUGGUGGCGCUUGAAGGUGACGUUGUGAGCACACUGGGUUACAAGAAUCAGUAUGUGAAGAUCCCUGAAGGGCACUGUUGGGUGGAAGGGGACCAUACUGGUCACACUUUGGACAGCAAUACAUUUGGUCCCGUUUCGUUAGGUUUAGUCAAUGCAAAAGCAGUUGCUAUUGUGUGGCCUCCGGAAAGGUGGCAGAACCUCGAAACCAAGCUGCCAGAAAACAGAAGACCCAUAACCAGGUCACUAUAGGUUAAUAGUAAAUUUUAAAUUGAAUUGUUGUGUUGUAGUCAUAGGCGUUUUAAAGUGCUAAAUAAGUUAUGAACUAUUCUGGAUGUUGAACGGUUGAAGGCUAGUUAGUUGAAAGUAUUGUUAAUGCUGUAAAACAUUGUAAAUAAUAAGAUACAAUGCAAAAUUGUACUACUGAUAUUGUAUUAAGGUCUCUCUAGUCUAAUUUUAUACUGGAGCAACUUGAUGAUGACAGCCAUGGAAUAAUUUAUAAUAUUGUACUUACUGAGUCACUGAAAUAUUUAACAGUCCAAUUUGAGAAAAUUAUGAAAUUACAAAAUUGUAUAAUUUAUAAGAUGCAAAUGAAAAGUCCUGUUGUAAAAGUUUAAUAAAAGUUUUUUAAAACCA